AUGCCUUCCAAUAGCAGCAGAAAAACAGACCGUAAAGGAAAAGGAAAAGCAUCUGCAAAAAUUGCCCCCUGCUUCUCUUCCGCAACUAUCCAAGAUCAGCAAUAUGCAGAAAUUGUUGAAAUGUUUAACAAAGUAAACAACAGUAUCAAUGGUGUCAAGGAUGACAUUGCUGCUGUCAAUAGCAACAUAACAGCCUUUAAAAACAGGAUGGGCAUUGUUGUUAACAUAUCUGGAAAGACACAUACAGCAUUUGCAGACUUUGCAACUGCCUAUGCCAAUGAUCAGACUCGUAUGGCUAGUCUAGAACCAUCUCUGAUGUCAUCCUAUGUCCCCCAGACCUCUCUCAGUGAUGCUGAGGUUUCUGUCAUUAUCUCGUUGCAGAACUGGAAGUUCGAGUCUGCCGACCCUGCUCUUGUUGCUGAGAACAAGAGUAAGAAGAAGUGGAACUUGAACGAGAAGAUUAACCACCACAAUAACGUAGCUGUUAUCAACUACUUGAAGAGCUACAUUAGCGCCCAGACUCGUCUAGCUGGUACUCACCCAUGGUCUCUUGAGCAGAAGGCCAAGAAAAACAGCAAGGGGAGAGCAAACAGUUGUACUCUUCAGUCGACAUACAUGGACAACUGGGUAGCCAUUGAUGCUGCAAUGGGAUAUAAGACUGGAAACCCUGUUGAGAAGGCCUAUCUCAAACUUUUUCAGAAGGAUGCCAUGUCUGAUGGUGAGUUAGAUAUUGAGAUUGUAGACAAUCUUCCACAACGGUGUUUGCAUUUCAACAGAUUGUUGACAAUGGUUGACAACAUUGAUUGUACCCAUCACGUGUCAAAUGCGGGCAUGAGAACAAAGCCAAAAAUGAACAGAUAUCCAGCAACAUUGUUGCCUUGCUCUGUUCCUGCCACCCUGUCCCAGUCAUUGCCUCGUUGGGCAAUCAAUGAUGAAUAA
Messenger RNA from Phycomyces blakesleeanus NRRL 1555(-), 939 nucleotides. RefSeq lists its product as hypothetical. The record is from RefSeq and is a predicted model, not a curated record. The coding region runs from base 1 to 939 and encodes 312 amino acids. The transcript is spliced from 6 exons. NCBI's taxonomy places the organism in Eukaryota, Fungi, Mucoromycota, Mucoromycetes, Mucorales, Phycomycetaceae.